AUGGGCAUGUACGACUUUCCAGCCGUCGUCGACUUUGUCCUGAACAAAACGGGACGCGCCAAAUUAGACGUGGUGGGAUUCUCAUUGGGUGCCACCAUAUCUUUGAUCGGACUCUCCGAAAGACCCGCCUACAACGCCAAAAUCGACAAACUGGUGUUGAUGGCGCCCGCCGCCAGAAUGACUGCUUACGGUUACCCACUAAUCGCAUUCUCUCGAAGUUCCAUUUUGUUCAAGGUAUUAGUAAUUAUACAAAAUAUAGUUUGUAUAAAUAAGUGAUGGGCAUAUCCGGAUUAUUAGACUAAUUUUGUUAGUUAUCGUUAUUAUUUAAUCCUAAUCCCUAUGUUGUACUGUAGUAAAAUAUAGCUCACAUAGUCAAAUUAGUACAUUACGUCAUAUACGCAGUUAAUUCGUUUUAUAACAAGCAAUUUUAUAGUUGACAUUUAUGCCAUUACUUAUUACGGAGCCUAAAAUACUGUUCCUUGCUUAUAAAUGUGUAUCCCAAGUUUUAUAACGUAUUUUUAGUUUAAAAUGUAGAAAUAACAAACAAUUUGGAAUUUAAACACAAAUGAAUCUUGUUUAUCUCAAUAAAAAUUGAUAACAACACCCUUAUGUCAUCAAUAUUAUACAAAUAUACUAUAAACUUUAACCACGGUCGAAGAUAAUAAAUAUUAUAAAACCAAGAUGUACUAGCUUUAAUUGUGAAUAUAGGUAACGAAUAUACCUUGUUUCUAUAAAUGUAGUAUGUACUAUAGGUAAGUAAGUUGCCUCUAAUUUGUGAUAACACCUUAUUAUAGUUAGAGGCCAUGGGGGCGAUCGUCCCUCUGGACUUUUUUUUUUUUUUUUGUUAACUGUUAUGUAUGUUCUGUAUGUAAGCAACGACAAACCAUUGCUGACGAAAGGAGUUCAGUUAAUAGUGAUUCUUUAUCAACUAUAUAUUAUAUGUCAUAUUAUGGUAAAAUAAUUAAAUAGGAAUUAUAUAUUUUCUUUAAUAAUAUUUGGUUAAUAUUGUACCGAUUUUUCUGUUUUUCCCAGGUUUUCACAUUUAUUUGCCGGGAAAACAAAAAUGAUCUCCCUAAAGUACCUGCCCAGUCAAAUUUUAUUUCAGAAAAAGUGUUACCAUUGUAAAUCGGACUAUCGGAGCAAAAUUACUAAUAGAAAAGUCGGUCACAAAAAAAAAAAUCGUAAUAUUUUACUAAUAUAAGCGUUUUGAAAUCAAAUUUAAACGAAAAUCCCAAAAAAAAUUACGGCACUUCAAAUUAUAUAUUACCCAACUGCGCCCGGAAUAGUCUUUCGUCAAGCAAUGGUUUAUCAUUGCUUACAGAUAUAAAUUAAAUAAUUGUAUGUAUCCUACCUUCCCGACUUCUCACCUACAACAGUGGCCACUCCCAUCCCCAGUAUCAAUUCUUUUUUUUUUUUGCUAUCGAAACGUUUCAAAAGUUACAAUUGAAUUAAGAAGUAUGUCCUCUGAAAUCAGAUGCGUUUUAGGUCAAGACUCAUUAGAUAUCACUUUAAGUUGUAUGAUACUGUUCGUUAAGGAAAUAUGGUGAUCUAGUCAAAUAAAAAAUCAAAUCAGGAUAUAAAGUUCGAAAAACUCGGAUUUUAAUAUUCGGGUAGUCGGUUGAUUCGGAUAAUCGGAUUUCAUGCCUGUCUCUAGUAUAAAUACACAUGUAGGCCUAAUAACAUAACCAAAUUAAAUUCCCCACUACAUCCUGUAUGUUGUGAACAGUUGCCGCUCGUGGUAUAGAUAGAAAACUUUGAUCCGUAUACGAGGUGUAUCUAGUAUUACAAAGAACAUUCACGGGCCCUUGGUCGAUUUUUUUUAAAUAUGUAUUUAGACCUUAACAAACUUAAAUUAAUGAUUUAUUAACAAAAAAGAAUGAUUCAAAUGUCGUAUACGUUUAUAUACUGUUAUAUUUAUAUUAAAAAAAAAAAAAUCAAAUCAAAUUACCAAGUAUUUAAUCGUUAGAGUUAUAAAAUAUAAACAUUUUUGAGAGAAAAGUAUCUUAUAAAUAAAAUAUUCGUCUACUUAAAAUCCGAUUUAUAUACAAUAGGUUUCUAUACAUAUUAUGUUUAUAUUUUGACUUCGAAAUAAUCUAAAUGCCUAAGAAUUUUAAAAGUAUUCUAUCAAUCAAUAUAUUUAUAGUAAAUUUAGAUUUCUGCGUAUAAUAUAAUUAUACUAUAAUAUAGUAGGUUACCGAAUUAUUUCCAAAUUGUAAAUAGAAUUAUAAAACGUUGUCAAAAAUUGUUUAAAAAAAUAUCCGGAAUUAUUCACGGUCACAAAAUUAGCUUCCCUAACUUGCUUUUUUUUUAUAGUACACCAUGAAAGAACAAAGUUUUUUCCCGGUAUUUCAAGAUCCAGAUGGUACCCUUCGUUUUCUCAGAUGGUUGUGUACAUACCGAAUUUAUUAUCCAGUUUGCUCAUUGUAUAUUAACUUAGCACAAGGCAUUCUAGGUAAUCACAACAAAGUAAGUAAUAAGAGUAUAUUAUUUUGUAUAUUAUUUAAUUUUAAAUAGGUACUUCACAAUCCUGCAUUUUUUCAAACAAAUCUAUCUUGAUACCUCUAAUAACACAGGUUCACGAUUGCUUAUUAAUAGUUGUCUCAAUAAAUAAUUUAAUUUUUUGAAAAUUGUUAUGUGUACCUAAGCAUCUUGAAUAUUGGACUAAUCGUUUAUUAUUUAUUGCCUUUUACAAUUUAAUAUUUUAAUAACAAGUAAACAUUGUAGUCUGUAGAGACGUAAAGUACUUCACUACUCAAACCAGGGUGGUAAAAAUAUACUAACCAAACUGUGCAUACUUAUAAAUAAUAAUCAACUAUAAAAUCAAUUUUAUAUCUUUACAAAACUAAUGUCAAAAUAUUACUUUCCAUCAGUAUAUAAAAUUAAAAAUAUGAUUUUCUAGUAGAACACAUUUUACUAUAGUAAAGUACUACAAUAUGAGGGCGGUAUAACGAGUUUUAACGAUUGUUUUCGAUUAAAAAUUAGGGGUUCCGGCUUAUUUUAGGUUAAUUCCUGUGAAUUAGAUUAUUUUUUAUUGUGAACAUAAGUUUGGAAUUGGUACUUGGUGCUAAACAAUUAUAUUAAUACCUUAUCACUCAACACCAAGUAUUUAUAAUUUAAAUACCAAUAAAUUAUGUAAACCUUUUGUACCUAUGUGAAUAAUAUUUUUUAAAAUAAUAAUAUAAUUUAAUAUUAUAAUAAUACCAUAUUAUGAAAUAUUUAGGAUACUGUGAUUAGUGCUAUGGCGGAUUUCCCUCAACCCAUGUCUAAAAAAUUACUUCUUCAUUUGCUUCAAUCACUAUCCUCAAGUAAGUUCAAACUAAAAAUAAAUUAAUAUUUAAUACCUAUUUUUUAAAUAUUAAAUCAUAUUUAUAAUUCAUUUAAAAUCAACCAGCAAAACAACAGUGGAAAAAGCACAUACAAAUAUUUAUUUUAUAAAUACUCUAAACACUAUAUUUUUAUAUAAACUUAUAAAUAAGUUAGAUACGUGAAGCCCUUCUACUUUAAUUACUUAAAUAUUUUUUAAGUUCUUACCUUUUCAUGGUUUUUUAAUUUUUAAGAGCUUUUGUGUUGAUUAAAGUGCAAUAAGUCCCGAAUCCUGUUCAAAAUACAUAUUUAAUUUUUUUUUUUCAUUAUUUAUUUCCUGUUUAUUUACGUUAAUAUCUCAGUAAUGAAUAUUAUAAUUUGUAUAAAACAAAUUUAAAACUUAUUUUCAUGUUAUUAUACAAUAAAUAGUAGUUACUAAAAUAAAGUCUAAAAUUCAAUUUUAACUAAUAAUUAACUUUGUUUAUUUAUAGAAAAGUUUUGUAAGUUUGAUUACGGUAUGAAGGUUAAUAUGCAAUACUACAACAUGAAAACACCGCCAGAAUAUAAUUUAUCGAAAGUUACCGCCCCGACUUUCAUUUUGCAUUCUAAGAACGAUAAAUUAUGUGCUCCAAAGGUAAUUUAUUUUUAUAAAUACAUAGAGAAUAUUAUAAUCAAUAUAUUUUUUUUUUAAUUUAUAAGAUCAGGACAAUAUAAAUCGACGCUAGACAUUGCAUCGGUUUAAUUUUUUGUCAAAUUAAAAAAUAUAAAAUAUUUUUAAUCAAACAAUAAGCGAUAUUAAAACUAAAAAUUAAAAACCUGUAAUUUUGUACACUGAUAAAAAUUUGUUGAACUAAAUUUGUAGUACUGCAAAAUGUCAUAAUCAAUUUUAUAUGCUUAUUAAUAUUAUAGGAUGUAAAGUGGUUGGUGGAUAAGCUACCAAAUGUAAAAGACAUUUACUACAUCGACAAAAUAAAAUUUGGUCAUCUGAGUUUUGUAAUGCACCCGAACAUUGAACUGCUCGUGAAUAACAGAAUUGAAAAUACGUUAUCAAGAAGUUGAUAAUAUUAUUAUUUGUAUUGAUAUUAUAAUAUAUUUUAUGCAUGAAUAAUGUAGAACUUACAAUACACAUUAAUCUGUAUAACUAUUUAAGAACCGUGUUUUAUUGAUUCCAAUUUUAUUUUAUCCAAAAAUUGAAAAAUCCAAUUUUGUCUUUGUAAUAAUUUAAUUCAUCUGUAAAGUAAAUAACAAGCAAACAAUGUAAACAAGUACCUACAUUUAUUUUUUUUGUUCAGGCAAACGUAAAACAAUCUUUACUUGACUAUCAUGAGUAAAUGGUAAAAAUUAUCAAAAUCUAGAAGGAAUCAUAAGCAAACUAAGUUCAUAAUCAACAUUUAAAUUUUAAAGUUAUUUUAGGUUUAUUAUAACGUAAUUAUUUCUUGUUUCCCGUAAAAAGAUACCAUAUUUCAAAAAUAUUUAUGUCAUGCCGAAUAUUAAAUUAUCCUAAUGUUAUGAUGAUACAUAACUAAGUUAAAAGUGGUGCAAUGAUAAUACUUUUGUUCUCUAUUAUAGGAAACAUUUUAAUGCGUAAUACAUUUAUAUUAAAUCCAUAAAAGUUACGAAAAUUUAGUAACAUUUUACGUAGUCGUUUUUACACGGAGAGUACUAAUUCAGUGAAAGUAAUUUUUCGCAAAAGUGCAUACAAACAAUCGAAAAAAAAUAAUGUUUAAGACAAACAAUAGCAUUUAGAUGUAAGCUCUAUUUAGAAUCGCUAUCCAAAUGUAAGACGCUAUUUGUGGAUUUUAACAUUUUAUACUAUACCCAUUCCUGAUUUACAAAAAAAAUGAUUUGAUCCCCCCCCCCCUUACGCUAUUACUAGCCCGUAUAUUCAUAAUAAUUACAUUACAAAUACAAUUUAAUUGAAAAAAUAGAAUAUUCUGGAGCUUCAGGGUUGAUAGUUUGAUACCAGUGACGUCAUUUAGACCGCGCAAGGUAUACAUUUAAACUCCAUAAUUUGACCUGGUGCUAUAAAAUUGGCCUAAAAUAAUAAAUAGUAGCUUUCCCAUUAUUAGAUUAGGAUACUAAUAAGUAAAACUUAUGCGUAUUAAAAAAAAUUGAAAUGACGCCACUGUUUGAUACCAGUUAAUGUCCCAACGUUUUCCUUUCCGUCUACUUCUAUACAAUAGUCUAUGUUGCAAAUUGCUACACCCUGCAAGUAUAGACUUAAAAGAUAUGAACUUAUCACUUUAUUGAUUACUACACCUUAUAUAAUUAAUUAGAAACUUUCUUUUUUUCUCCGAUUCAGAAACCAAGUUGAGGUCAUAAUUUUAAAUUGUGAGUAGAGCGAGGUUUUACAGUAAUGUUUAUUUUUUAUUUUUUUCUGUGGAGAACUUUUCUAUCAGCAAUUUCGCUCCAAUUGUUCAAUAAAGCACUUAUUAUGAAAGGAAAUCUGACUAGGCUGGUAUUUUAAGGAGGUCAUUUUUUGGUUUCCCAAAAGUUUUUAUAAUUAUUGGAAAAAACGUAGAAAAAUUGGGACAAUUUACAAAAAUACUUUUGUUAUUUCAUUUUUGAAAGAUGUUUAGACUUGACAUUUUAACAGAAACCUUAUAUUUACCUUAAAUAAACGAGGUAAAGUUUACAAAAUAUUUUAAACUUCAAACAGAAAUUUUAAUUUAGCAAGUUUUUUCGUAAUAUUUAAGUAUUCAGAAGAUGUUCUGUGAAAAUUGUAAGACCAAACAGAAAUGUUUGACAAUUGAACAGGAGGUUUAUUAUAAGUUGUACUUAUUGGUCAACAAGAAAAAGUUGAGUCUAAUGUGUAAUUUUUUUUUUAUAAGAAUUAUAUUUCGUUAGCAAAGAUUAAUCAUUGAAUACAGAUAAUACAGAUACAUUGAAUUCCUCCUAUAUCCUACCUUCCCAGCUUCUCACCUACAACAGUGGCCAACCCAUCGUGUGAAGUAUUUCCGUCUUUUUGUUAAUAAUUGGGUCAUUGUUACUAUAUUUUCGUCGUAUAACUCACCCAAUUUCUUCCAUAUUAUAUUUUAUAAUUCACUAUAAUUUUUACCUAUUUGGCGUUGUUUGAAAAAUAAAUACAUUGAAAAUAUGACGUUUAAAUGUAAUCAUAUCAUUAUACCGACGUGUAACCUACUAAUUUAUUUUUUAACUAACCAAAUGCUAGGUUAGAUCAUUAUUUAUGAGAUACACUAUAAUAUAUACAAGAAAAAAGAAUAUGCAAUGUUUGCGUGUCUGUAUAAUGAUUGCGUGCACUAUUUUCAGAAAAGUUCGAAAAAUGACGCAUAUCAAAACCAAUUUGAGUUGAACACUAAAAUUUAACCUCUAAUAACUAACGUUCUACAUUACAGUGAGGGAUACAAGAGGAAAGGGGAUGCCAAGGCGAUCGCCCGCGCCCACUCUUAGGCUAUGUUUUUCUUAUGUAAUUUAUAUAUUCCAUAAUUGUUCAUGUAAAAUUAUAUGAUUACUGUAUUAUUAUAAGCUAGACACGUUUGCCGGCAAUAGAAUUUCACAUAUUACAAGUUAGCCAUAAAUAAAAUAUCAUUGUUAUAAUUAUUUAAUAUCAGAUAGUAAAAACAAAAAAGUUCAUCAGCAAAUUAGGUAAGAUACUUGGUUAAACAAAAUUCUGCCUCCCUUGAACAACCCUGGAUCCAAUAACUUUAAUUUAAAAAAAAAAAGAGCUGAUACUGGGAAUGGGUACAGCCACUGUUGUUUGUGGGAAGUGAAUGAGAAUGGAAAAAAAUAGUUUUCUUUUUCAGCGUUAAAUUCUUUAAAGGUUAUAUUAUGUAAAGCCAAGUAAAGAUUAUUUAUAUUCGAAUAACUCAUACGUUAACAAAAGCGUAUAGAGUCUGUUUGGCAUAAAUUAUAAAUAAGUAUUCAAUUAUAGUUGGGAGACUUAGCGAAUGAAGCGAGAGUCUUUGUUUUUUAUUUAUGAGGUUUUAUAAUGCUACCAUAGGCAAAUAUGUACUUAGCUUACUUACACUCGAUAGUACCAUAUGCUUGUAAGACGUGGUAGACAGCUAAAGGAGAUGUGGAGAAGCUUCUUAUAUUUGAGAGGAAGGUGCUAAGAAAAAUAUACGGAACUGUGAAAAAUGAAUCAACUGAGGACUAUGAAAGGAGAAAAAUACCAUUUUGGAAUCCCUAUAUAAUUAACCAAAUAUUAAUUUUUUUUUGGAAUCCAACUAUCUAGAAUGGGAGGAUUAUGUAUGACAAGCGGAAAAGAGCAUAAUUCCUAAAGUACUGAUUAACCAACCAACUGGCAAACGUCCUAGAGGAAAACCUCGGCAACUAUGGCAAGAUAGAGUAAAUUCAGAUAUAAAAAGACGUACAUACUUAGCACGUGAGUGGGCUACUGUUGUUGAUGAAAAGUUUGCAAGGUAGAGGGAAAAUUCAAUGUAUAUCUGUACGCAACAAUUAACCAUUGAUAAUGAAAAACUAUUCUGAGCGGAGUUUGGUUAACAGUGUUGCUUUAUACAAAAAAUAUGUGUCAUAUUAUGGUAAAAUAAUUACAUAAUUUACAUUAUUAUAUAUUUUCUUUAAUAAUAUUUGUUUAAUAUUGUACUUAUUAUCCUAUUCUUCGGGUUUUCCCAUGUUUUUGCCCAAGUUUUUUUUCAUUUAAUGGGAAAACUCCUGGAAAAAUCAAAAAAUGACCUUCCUUAAGUACCACCCAAAUCAGAUUUCCUUUUAGAAAAAGUACAAUCAUUUUAAAUCAUCUUUGCACAAGUAAAUUUUCGGUCAUUCGCUCAAAUUAAUGACGGCUUAUUCUUAUUGUAACUAAACAUAAACUAAACAUAAUCCCAAUUAAAUGCGAGCUUAUUUUAAUAUUUUGCCUUUCUUUGGUUUCAUAAGUUAAUUAUUUUACCUACUAGUUACUACCUAACCUAUUGGUAAGUGCUUGGUUACUAAUUUUUGACGGUGCACAAAAAACAAGGCUGUAUUUUUUUUUGUAUUAUUAUUUUAGAACGUGUGCUCGUUAUGAUUUCCAAGGCGUAAAAUCAAAAAAUGAAUUAUCUAAAAUAACAACCUUCGUGUUCGAUUACCUAUCUAAAAAACAAAUGCUGGAUACCAUAUUUAAACACUUUUAGUAGAUAUCUCAACUCUCGAAAAGUAAUAAAAAAAAACCUCAUAACAUUAUAAAAAUGUGUAAGUACUUUAUGAAUACAAUUAACUUUAAACUUGUAACGUUUUACAUGCAGUUCAUCAAAUUGAUCGGUAUGAAUUUGUAUGGACGUUUAAUUUAUUUAAGUAUAAAUCAAUAUCUUCAUUAUAUACAUGCAUUGUUCGCAUGGUAAAAAUACGAAAAACGGAAGAAUGAAAACUACUGUUAUUAAAUAAACUAUAAAAACAUCGUUAAGUAUAGUUACCUACCACCUACUGAAAUAUAUAUUAUUUAUAACUAUAAAACGAAUAUUAUGUUCUGUACAUUUAUAAGUAUUUGAAAACUUAUUAGAACUUGAACAGUCACAUUAUAGUAAAAUAGUUGCUAAAUAUUUUAUAAUAAUAAAAAAAAUCAUUACAUCAUUGUGUGAGUAUUUAACAUUUAAUGAUUUAAAAAAUAAUUGAAAACAUAAAUUAAUUGUUUUUAUUUCUUCAUGGUAUAAAAUCUUAAUUAAAUAUCAUGCUUUUGCCCUUGGAUAUAACAUAUACUUUAUUCAUUCAAUUUCAAUUUUAAAUAUAUUAUAUUUUUAAAUAAACUUAAAUCAUUUGCUUAUAAACUUGUCAAUAUAUACAUAUGUACUAACUGAAAUAAGUUCUAUAAUUAUUUGUAUUUUUAUUGUUACUUUUUGAGAGUUCAAAUUAAUUUUAAAAAUGAUUAAUAUUUAUAAGAUAUACUUUUGGAUUAUUGUGGCAAUAUUAUACAGCACACAAUAUUUUGUGUCGUCAAAAGAAACGGUAAGUACAGCCUACAAAAAAUAUUCUAAAGAAUAUUAAAUUUAUUUCUAAAAAACCUUUUAAGUAUAUCAAAAUCAUAUAAGAUUAGGUAGUGUUUUAUUUAAAUUGUACAUAAGUAACCCAUAAUAGUUAAUUUUUUAUAUUUUAAAGUGGGAAAAAAUUAAAGCUAGUGGAUAUCCACUAAAGAUGUAUGAAUACAAAAGUGAAGACAAUUAUUUUCUGGGUAUGGAACGUAUACCAUACAGUAAAUAUGGUAAUAGAACUAUUGGUAAACCUGUGAUUUUGUUAUCCGGUAUGUUUGCUACAUCUAUUGUAUAUGUAUCUCAUGAAAAAUCACUCGGUGAGUAUUAAAGAAAAUUUGAUAUUAUUAUAUUUUGUUAUACUUAACCAGUAGCGGAUUUAAGGGGAGGGUGCACCGGGAAAUCACCCUCCCCCUAAGCUAUAAUUUCCUUAUCAGUGUUUCAAGAUUGAUGAGACUUUUUUUUUCUAUUAUAGCUUUUUAUCUAUAGUGAUAACGGCCGUCAUUCAUCUGGGCGAAUGACCCAAAAUUUACCCGAGUAAAGCAUAUAUCAUUUGGGUGAAAAUUAACUAAUCGUUUUGGGGCAGAUUUAUUAUUAUCUUUGUUGAAUAUAUCAUAAUCGAAAACUCAGAUUUAAAUUAGUUGUAAGUAAAUAUACAAAAAUUAGGAGUAUACAACAAUUUCUAUAAUAUUUACUAUAUAUGAUUAAAUCGUUUCGACCUAUAAGUUAGGUUACUGUUUUUUAUGUACUGACUACAUCUAAUAGAUUAAAUAUGAUUAGAAACAGAUAAUAAAUUAUGGCAUUUAUUUAGAUAAUAAACGCACUUUGAGCAAGGUUACAAUAUUUACUAUUUAGUCUUUUUGUCAUUCGCUGUCGAGGAGCUAACCUAACCAAUAUAAUUUCUUAUAAGUUAUAGUUAUAUAUUUUAACGAAAAUGAACGUAAAAUUCAAUUCUAUACAAAAUAACGAAUAUACAAUAAUUAAAACCUUUGAAUUAAGUAAAUCAAAUGUUUAAAAGAUAAUGCAGUAAGCAGUGGCGGUUUUGGUUGUAUUUUUUAGUGAGGCAACUUAUUUAUCACUCUCCCUCCCUUCAUAACAAAAAUUAAACUUCACAAUAAUAGAAUUUGAAAACAUAAAAAUAAUUAUAAUUAUAAUAAUAAUAUACUUGUUUCGUAUAUUAUACCCAACGGCCAACAGUGUUCCAAACCAACUUAAUUUUAUCCAAUAACAAACACGGAUACCAGAACAAAUUUUAUGUAUAAUGACUUUCACGUAACCAAGAGUGUUGUUGAUAAACAUUUGUAUUAAAUGACCUAUAGAAUACUUUACUUAGUUUUUUGUCAGGAGCCAAAACUGACAAAAUCGGAAUAGCCCUACCUACUUUUAGUAAAUCAUUUUUACUACGAGAAUUCCAACGUCGAAAUGGCGUUUCCAACAACAUCAACGUCUGUCACUGGAUUCAUAAUAUAAAAUAUGUUGAAUAACAAAAACGGCGUCACGCGUAAACAGAUUUAAACGAACUAACACGAGCGACGAUUCGAACAAGCCAGAAAAAUAAAAAACUAAUAGGUAUUGAAAUCGGUUUCAUCAGGCGCUGUAACAAUGAUAACUGAUUAAUGAUUAUGUGUUUUGUUGUUGAACGUGCCGCACUCGUGGCUGCUGCGGACUUACCAUAAUACCACAUCUAUCUUUAGUUCACAGAAGCUAUGAAAAACGAACCGCACGAUGAUCAUUGCGCAUACGCAAUUCUGCUUAUUUAACAGUCUUGUGCUUAAAUCAUAUACUAUGGAUAGAGCUAUUGACUGAAUAUUUGAAGCAAACGUAACUAAGGUGAGUUGUGGCAAAUGCGCAAAAUUUAUAUUACACGCAAUUGGUCGAAUUAACGUAAUCACGUGUCAAUGUUUGAUGUUAGGUGGUACAUCAAACAUUGCCUGGUGAUAUUAUAAUGACUAUACGAUAAAUAUGUGACGAGUACUGAUACACAUGCGCAAUAGACAUCAUUCACCUUAGCACUCGUUAAUAAUGGUGUCUUCAACUCGUUUAUCGUACGCGUUUAUUAUGCAGCAGUAAUUUUAUCCAUAGUAUACGAUCUAAGGUCGCGGGUAUUUGCGUACAUACACGUGUGUGACGUGUGUGAAAUUAUUGUAUACAAGUAAAAAUUUAGAGGUGACGUUAAACGGUCGCCUCUUUAACGUCAUCGAAACGUUGUCGCCUGCUGAAAUGUCAACGUUUAUUUACGUAAUAAUUAUUUCGUGCAAUUCGUAUCGGUUUAUCGCUAUUUUUGGUGAUAAACACGGAAUGAUUUUAUACAAUAAUAAAAUAAAUGACAAUCCAUAUUAUUAAACUUCGUAAAGAACAAUUUUUUUUCAAAUAAAAUCAAUAAAUACGUUAAAAAUUAUUAACAAAAUGUGUGCUAUCGGUGAGCGAAGAAUUAUACUUGUAGAGUAUUAUUAACAACAAAUUUUUGGUUGGACACCAUCUCACUUGCUUUCCCCCCAAAGCUGCCACUGACAGUAAGUUUUUGACAUACAAACAAAAAAUGUGGAUCUAGUAUAUUAGUCACCAAAUGAGUAUACUAUUAUUAAAUUCAAUAACACUUCUCACAAUCACGAUGUCUCCACUUCAAAGACUUUAGCAUUGAAUUCAGUAAAAAAUAUUGUAUAAAGAAAAACAAAUAACGACUUAAACUCAAAACCAGGUAAAAUAGUACGUUCAACUUUACUUUCGAAGUAUGAUAAUGAAACUCUAAUGUAUUCCGAUAAAUCAUUUGUGAGCCAAUGUAUAUAGCGUGUUAGAAAACAUCAUUUUCUUAUUUUGCCUAUUACCAAAGGCGUCAUUUCAAUAUUUGCUAGGGUAGGGCGUAAUAAUGGCAGGCCUAAUAAGUAUGAAACAAGUAUUUUUUUUUCCAUUUUCUCCAUUUAUCACGGGAUCAAUAGUUGUCUCGAGUUUUGAAUUCUGAUGAAAUUAUGUAUUCCGAUUUAUCGUCUAUUAGGCAAUGUAUUUAUCGUAUUAGAAAACGUUAUUUCCUACUCUAUCUAUUACCAUUGAAGAAGAAUAGAAAACAGCUUAUGUAAAUCAAAAAAUAUAAUAUGGCUUUUAAUAAUGAACAAUUUUGUUUUGUUAACCAAGAAAAAAUAUGAUGAUAAUAACUUGAUCAGCUAAUCUUAUACUGUUAUGUAAUUCUGAAAAUGUAUUUGGUGAUGGGACUUUUCCUGAGACUCCAAAACAUUUUGUUCAGUUAUAUACACUUUAUGUGUACAAGCAAAAGUUUGAUAAAUCGGCUCAGUUUUUCUCCCCCUUGGGAACAUCGCCUAACAUACAAUUUGUAUAAAAAUGAUCAACCUAUCCGUUUUUUUUUUUUUUUUUACUAUUUAAACUGAAACUAAACUGUCGAUCGUGUAUGUAUUUGAUAACUCUUAUCAAAUGAACGAUAAUUAAUCUCAGUAUUUUGAUAAUUGAACCAUGUCUAGAAAAGUUAAUAUUAAAAAUAAUGAAACCGUUAUCACCGUAAAUGUUCCCGUUUUUAGUUUUUUCUGAUUUUUCUAAAUUAUUAUGAGAACUGUUUGGAAAAUACAAAAAAAACCUCUCCAAAGUACCAUUUAGAUCCAAAAAUAUCGUUUUUUGAUUAGAACAAGAUUUCUGGUAGAAAAGUUCACAGACACAAACAAAUUCACAUAUAUUAUUAGUAAAACCAUUUGAAUAUAAAAUUAAAUUAAGAGUAUUGAACUAUAUGUUUAGUAAACGAAUGAACUCCCGAAAUUGUUUUCAAUUAACUCCUCCGUAAAUUAGCAUUAGAUCCGCUACUGUACUUAAUUAUCAUAUUUCAUAAUAGUACACAUAUUAUAAAAUGAAACUAUGCAUAAACAACUUUAAUGUUAUAGGUUAUGUGCUAUCAGACGCGGGAUUUGACGUUUGGCUUUUCAAUUACAGAGUUACGGGAAUGUCAAAAAAAAUUAAGGAUCCGAGAACAGGAGAAAUUCCUAAACUUAGUAGUAUAAAUUGGGAUUACUGGUAAUAACAUUGCCUAUAAUGUUCUUUUAAUAGCAUAAUAUGAUAAUUAUAAACGAGUAGAUUAGAUUUGUUUAUAUUAUAAUAUAGUUUAGGUUAAUAUUAUUAAUCAUAUACUUACGAAUUACCUAGAUGUACAAUAAACUAAUAUUAAUGAGUGUAAAUCAAUAAGCAACAUUUAAAGUAUAACAGUUUAUCGAACUGAAAUACUUUCUAAAUAUUUUAGUACUGAGAACCAGUGGUGCAACUAGGGGGGCUUGUGACCCCCUCCCGCCCUAUGUUUGUGAGUUUUUUUACAAAUUUUACAUAGUGCGUAGUUACUAAUUGCAUGAUUUUCAUACCAAUUUGAAAUAUAAUGUUGUAACAUCCUGUAUGAAUAAAUGAUAACAAUUAUCAUCAUAAAAAUAAUUUUCUAUACUUAAGAGACUCGUUUAUUUUGGAAAUUUGUUUUGAUUACUUUUUAAAAACAAUAUUGCUUAGUCGCCUACAAAGCAAAUAGCGUAAUUAACCCAUUUUUCGGCAUUUCCCAUCACUUUUCAAAGUGUUUAAGGUUGAAUGAGGCCAUAAAGAAACAUAAUUGUUGGUUGUGACGCCAAUGAAAAUCCUCAAUUAAUCCACGAUCAACCUUUUAACAAUCAACGCGUGACUUUAUGGGCCGGAGUUUUUGUGAAAACAAUCAUUCGACCGUUCUUUUUCGAAGGAGAUGCUGGAGCAGCCGUAUCCAUCAAUGGAGAGCGUUACCGGGCCAUAAUAAUGGAUAUUUUGUUUCCAUUUCGGACUGAUAAUGACCAUUGAUUUCAAUAGGAUGGCACCACAGCUCAUACAGCUCGAACCACGAUUGCUUUAUUGCGACCUAUGUUCAUCGGACGCUUAAUUUCAAGAAAUGGUGAUUUCAAGUGACCUCCACGAUCACCCGACUUAACGCCUCCAGACUUUUUCCUGUGGAGUUAUUUAAAGUCUAGAUUUUAUGUCAAGAAGCCAUGGACCCUAGAAGCGUUGAAAGAUAAUACAUGAUAAAAAAUAACCGCUAUUCAGCCAGAAACACUUCAAAAAGUGAUGGAAAAUGCCAAAAAACGAGCACAUCACGCCAUUCGCUCUGAAGAAAACCAUUUACACAAUAUUAUUUUUAAAAAGUAAUCAAACUAUUUUCUAUGUCUAAAUAAAUGAAAAAUAAUUAAAAAUUAAUAAUUUGUGUUUUUUUUUUUUUUUUUAAUUAAUUAAUUAUUAUCAAAUAAUAUCCCGAAGAUUUAAACGGCUUACCAUUUACCUUUGAGUAAAGUAUAUUUCAUUACAUAAUUAAUAUAAAUCUAAAUUAUUUUCCAAUAUACGUUGUCUAUAAAUAAAAGUUAAACAAUUUAAAGAUUUUACUCAUUAUCCUAAUUAAACCCUACUCUCCCUAUCUCACCAACCAACAUCUGAAAUUGAUUUUUUUUUUCAAAUUCAUAAAACUCCCUCCGAAAAUAAAUCCAGGUUGCGCCACUACUAACAAAUUUUGGUUUUAUGACAUUUCUAUAAAUUAAACUAAAUUAACAGUGUACCAUAAUAUUUAACUCCAUUAGACUUAGUUAUAUAUUUAAUAAGAAUUAGUUCCUUAUUAUAUUAGAGUACACCAGAAACCAAAACCAUAAAUAAUUAUAAAAUUAAUCAAGCUGUCAAAUAAAUAACUUUAAUAAAUUACGUGAACAAUGUUAGUUUUCAUUUACGAUUAACAAUUAUUACUAUUAUUUUAGUGAAUCAUAUUAAUUUUAUUCAGUAUAAAAAACUCAAAACAUAUUGUUUAUUUAAUUUUUUGCAUAAUAGUAACUACAAUGGAACUUUUUAAUAAUAUAAGUGUUAAUUUGAUAAUCAAUUUGUUUUUUUUUUUUAAAGUUUUCACGAGUUUGGUGUGUAUGAUUUACCAGCUGCCAUUGACCUUGUUAUAUCUGUAACUGGGCAUUCAAAAGUGGACGUUGGUGGUGUUUCUCUAGGUGGAACCAUUCCUCUAAUUACGCUGGCUGAGAGACCUGAAUAUAAUAAGAAAAUUAGAAAUUUAAUCCUCAUGGCACCAGCCACAAGAAUAACGUCUGCGUAUAAAGGCAUACAAUAUUACUUUAUUAGAAAAGCUGUUCAGAGAUUCUUGGUAAUUACAUAUUUUUGAACUUAAACUGUAAAUCAAUUUUGUUUAGUGUUUUUUAUCAUAUCUGAAAUCUGUAUUAUGAAUUUUCCCUAUACAAUUUGCAGAUUUCAAUAAAUAACCAUACGAAUUUACAAUUUCAACAAAUAACUAUACAAAUUCAGAGUUGCAUCUACAUAAUAAUAAAUAUCUUCUAUUAUAAUUGAAUCAUGAAUGUUUACCAUUUAUGUAUUGUUACUAUUAUUUUAAUAUUUGAUUUCACUAAACAUUAUUUGAAACAUUUAAAACAUCUAAUAAAUAUUUAAUUUUGAAGUUUAUAACAUUUAUUUAUUUUCAGUCUACAAGAUUUAUCAUUAUAUAGUCGUCAUGUUAUUAAAUAAAAACAAAAUACAAUUUAAACUUAAUAACGCGUUUCUAAUUAUUAUUAUCGAUGAAAUUUAUAAAUGAGUAAUGUAUUAUACUGCAUACUUUUUAGAAAACAAACAUCAAAACUCGUUACAUAUCACUUAACAAAGACCCUGAUAAUAUUCCAACUGGACAAUUAUGUAAGAUAAAAAUUUUUGGAUUCAUUUGCGUUUAUUCAUUGAACAUUUUACAAGGAUUUAAUAAUCCACUUCACAUAGUAUGUAUUUUAUGUAUAACAACAUCCCAUUUUAUGAUUUAUUGUGUAUUGUUUAUAAUGUAUUAUUUUUAUAUUAUUCAUUUUUUAGAAAAUACAAAUUUACAUUUAUUUUAUCUUUGCUUAUAGGAACCUGUUAUAGAUGUGUUCACCACUUAUCCUCAACCUACAUCGAUGAAAACAAUUAAACAUUAUUUCCAAUUAUUGUUAUCAGGUAAAAUUGUAUUAACUAUGGUUAACUAAUUAGCCAUAGAAUUAUCUUAAAUCUUAAUUCAAAUUGACCUGAUACAUAUAGUACCUAUGCGUUAAAAUGGAAAAUCAGAAAUAUUAAAGAAAAAUGGCAAAACAGCAAACAUAAUAAUUAAAAUAGAAUAGGAAUUUUAAAAUAAUUUAAUUGAACAUUAAAAUUAAGGAAUGCAAUUAAUCAAUAUUUUUUUAUGGGUAUUAGUUUCUUAAUCAAAUUGAAUAAAAUCAUUGACAACUUUGAACUUGUACAAUUUUUAAAAAUUUAGAAAAUGUUAUCAACUUUUUGAAUCGACAAACUUUAAAUCUUUUUUUUUAUCUACUAUUGUAUUUUGUUUAUAUUUUCAGCUCUAUUAUUAUAAAGUUUUUACCUACAAUUAGGCAUACAUUUUGAAUAAUUGAGUUUUAGGUAUAUAACAAACAACUAAAAAUGACUAUUCUAACUAUCGAUAUUGUUUUACCUUUGUAUUUCAGAAGAUGUAAACAUCCUAAAAGUUCAAAUUUACAAACAACCUAAAUAACUAAUUAGUCCUUACUGGAUUUAAAAUUGUUCACAAUGUAUUUGUGUUUUUAAAUGUCAGACACAUUUAUAUUUGGAUUUAUUUAAAUGAAUAUGUUUGUUCAUAAACAAAAUUAAUUUUAAUUUAUAAUUUAUUUAUAGGUCGUUUUACUAAUUAUGAUUAUGGAGCAAUUGGAAAUAUGGUGCAUUAUAAUUCUAUAAAUCCUCCAGAGUAUAACAUAACAAAUAUCACUGCUCCAGCAAUUAUUAUGUAUUCGAAAAUGGAUAAUCUUGUACCUCCUUCGGUAAAUAAAACUUUUAUGUAAAUUUAACUAAAAUAUAGGUUAUAACUUUAUAGAUGUACAAUGUACAUUUUACUUACUGUACAAAAAUGAAAUUAAAAUGUAUAGUUUUUUUUUUUUAAUACUCAAAUAUAUAAUCUAUUGAUUUACCACAAUAUUAGUAUUAUAUUAAUAUUGUUAAUUUGAAUUUUUAAUUUCAGGAUAUUAAAUGGUUAUUGGAUAAUUUACCCAAUGUUAAAGAUACUCUUUACAUAGAUAACAUACCAUUCAGCCAUCAGUCUUUUGUAAUGGAUAAAAAUUCGCAUUUAAUUAUUGGCCCAUACAUCGUGAAACAAUUGUCAAAAAAUACCUAG
This is a messenger RNA of Cinara cedri, 17358 nucleotides long. The record is from the annotation of a GenBank genome assembly. Lineage: Eukaryota; Metazoa; Arthropoda; Insecta; Hemiptera; Aphididae.